Molecule: messenger RNA, 958 nt
Organism: Osmerus eperlanus (European smelt)
Lineage: Eukaryota; Metazoa; Chordata; Actinopteri; Osmeriformes; Osmeridae
Product: speriolin-like protein
Exons: 4
Coding region: 45-872 (275 amino acids)
Cellular component (GO): centrosome
Source: RefSeq, a predicted model, not a curated record
UCUGCAGACUGCAGUGUUAAGGCUCUACUGACUGGACUCAGGCCAUGGAUACAGUAGGAGGUUGUGCGUCAGUACACAUAGAGAAUGAAAAACUGCGCCAGGAGAAUGGGAACUUGAAAAUUAUGUUGGGCCUGGUGAGAGAAAACCAAGAUCUGCGAUCCAAAGUGCAGAACUCUACUUUAACCAGCAAUACUCUGAUGGGAUCAACAGACAGAAAAACAACACUUCAGUGGUAUGACAGCCUAAAUGAGGACAGAUUCAGAGAUGACUUGCAUCAGUCAAACCGGACAGUCCAUAAAACCUCCUCUCCCAUUGCCCAGAAGUCUCUCAAUAACAGCUCCAUGUUCACAGACCCUAGUCCACAUGAAGAUCGGGCAAGCAGUAGUUACACUUACAGAUUGCAAAAAGUGACAGAUCAGGAGCGUUUGGUGGGGGAGAUUGCCUUUCAGCUGGAUCGUAGGAUUCUGUCCCAUGUUUUCCAAGGCCAGGCCAGACUAUAUGGGUUCACUGUUCUCAAUAUACGAGACAAGAUCAUAGAGGUCACCACACAUCCCAUGACGGGCAAAGUGAAUGAAAAUCAUCAGCUUCAGCUCUCUCAGCGUCAUGCUGAGCUCAUGAGCAGACUGAACCAGCUUGGGUAUUGCAGCUCACUACACCCUCCCUUCACCGAGUUCAUCAUCAACACCUACGGCAUCCUAAAGCAGAGGCCCAAUUCAUGCAACAUCCUGGAACUGGGAUUCAACAACCCAGACUACCUUCGAAAAAUUAUUAUCGACACAACUCCCAGCAAACUGCUGAAGGAUCUGCUACUUCUGCUCACCUGUCUCUGCUACAUGGCCAGGCAGGAUGGCAAACCUCUCUUCUUGUGGUAGAUCGGAGAAGCAAGCACACCCUGGGCUUGUUACACACUGCUUUAUUCUAAAAACAAUUGCUGUUGCUCAAUAAUAUUUGAACUUUU